Anopheles funestus (African malaria mosquito) is the source of this 1395-nucleotide messenger RNA. RefSeq names its product transmembrane protein 199. NCBI's taxonomy places the organism in Eukaryota, Metazoa, Arthropoda, Insecta, Diptera, Culicidae. Bases 365 to 1315 code for a protein of 316 amino acids. The record is from RefSeq and is a predicted model, not a curated record. The transcript is spliced from 2 exons. Gene Ontology annotation, biological process: vacuolar proton-transporting V-type ATPase complex assembly. Gene Ontology annotation, cellular component: endomembrane system.
AACUCUUGGCUGUCAAAAGUGCCAUUGCCUUUUUCUGUAAAUAUUUUGAUCAUUAUUGCAUCUGCUUAUAGAAACUAGAUUUUAUAAAUGAAAAAUCAGUCGCACGGCAUAUGAUAUAAAUAGUUAAUAGGUUCAUUCCAAAUUAUCGGGCAACUACAGUAAAAUAAGGUUGCGUCAGUUUUGUAUCAGAGUAUUGUGCGGAACUAAUGCUGAUGAAAUUUCUACCGUGAAAACCGUGGUUUGCCGUGAAAACAUCUGGUUUGGUCACAUGAGGUUGUUCUUGUAUAAAAAUCAGUGAGUUUUACAGUGUACAGUGUUUAAUACUCACGGCACGACAAUACUUUUAUCGAACAAUUAAGAAAUCAUGAGUGAUAUGAUGAAUAAAUUACCGAUUACGGAUCCAACGAUUCGGAUCGUGCCGUCUAAAGAGUUGCGCAAGUUUAUCGGCAGUAAUCUAUCGGUAUCACCAUCAUCCCCGGCUGCGGUGCGAGAAAUUUACAGCACUAUCAAUGCUGGAAAAAGAGGCAAAACAACCAUUAACAAGAUGAGCUCUACAGACGAUGGAAAACAGAAGCAUGGAUCGAUUGAUUUUACCACGGAUGAGCGGAACCUACUUAGUCAGAUGGUGGCCGACAUUAAGGAUCAACAAUGUGAAUUGAACUCCAUUGAUUUGAUUGACCAGAAGCAAGACAAUUCACAAAAUACGAGCACUGAUGUAACACUGUUGAAUCUCAGUGAUAUAAUGUGGCUAUACAGAACGCUCAAGGAAAUGCGUCAAACUGACCCAACUGUACCGUACUUGCAUACGCUGUUAAACGGCUGCCAACUGAAACUGCCAGUUAACCCAAUACAGGAGAGAAACCCGGAACUGGAAGCACGAUGCCAGCGGCUGCGAAAGGAACAGGAGGAUCGGGAGUAUCAUCGAAUGACGAAAAAUGUCGACAGUAUUCGCAAGCACAUGCCCGAGGAGACGAUUAGCUAUCAGAUGAAACAAAUCAAUCGACAUUUGAUUGCGGUGGCUCAGUUUCUGUUUUCUGUUGCCGCUGGUUUUGCAUUCGGAUUCAUCGGCAUCGAGUUGCUGAUAGGGCAGUUAGACUUUGGGUUCCGUUUGUUGCUCGGUAUUAUCAUCGCACUUAUAAUCGCACUGGCGGAAAUCUACUUCCUGGCGAAGAAGUUGAAUGAAGAGUACGAUCUACCGCCACCACCGGCAUUCAUCGCAAAGGAAACUCCAUCAUCUGCCGUACAGAAAGCUGUCCCAGUGACCAAGUUCAAAUCAACCCACAAGAACAUCAGCACAAAGGAGCACGAUGAAUGAAAUGUAACGCCCCGUUAAUGUAAUGCUUGUCGGUUAGACGAAGUUUAUUGAGAAAAAUGCAUCUUGUUAGCAAAGCGUAA